AUGUAUUAUAUUGAUUUUUUUGUUAGUAGAAGUGACUUUUACAAACAACCUUUCCCCAAUAUCGGUUUAAAAUCAAUAGAAGAGUUCUUCUCAGAGAGAAACGAAAUGUAAAAAGUAGGAUUGACUUCAGAUGACAAUAUACACUAACAAAUCAUGACUAAUGAAUAGUAUUUGUAGGAUCCAAAUAAAAUUGAAGCUCAGAAAUAAAUCCAAAUGGCAAAUCAAGGGUUAUUAGAAGAGUUAAAUGAUUCAUUUGCAGAUUCUUAUGUAGAUUCCUAAAACCUAAACAAAAAAUCAAUAUUUCUCAAAGGUGCUAAAAUAGUGAAAUAGUUAGUUGGCAAGAUACUUCAUUUCAGAAACAACAACAGAAUGUAAAGUAAAAAAAGGAAGGAUAUUAAAUGCACCUGUAAAAAAAAUUAAUGUUGCAAUCUUUAUUGUGGGUGUUAUUAGAUAUAAAAACAUUGCACGAAAUCAUGUAAAUGCAACAAAAUCGAAUGUCACAAUAUGCCUAAUACAAGUUCCUAAUAUUAAUAAUUACGAUGA
Paramecium tetraurelia is the source of this 543-nucleotide messenger RNA. RefSeq lists its product as uncharacterized. The record is from RefSeq and is a predicted model, not a curated record. NCBI's taxonomy places the organism in Eukaryota, Ciliophora, Oligohymenophorea, Peniculida, Parameciidae. The transcript has a single exon.